AGAGGUCGAACGGUGAAGAUCCCCACUUCGACUUCUGAUAAUAAGUAUUUUAUAUUCAGUUUGUAAAUUACUUACAAAAUAAUAUGCGCAAAAGCGUACUAUAUUAGUAACCAGUAUUAGUUCUUCAUUAGAUGAUCAUCUAAUCAUAAAAAUGGAUGGCUUACCUUUUAUACCCGGAUUUCGAUUUUAUGAUAAUACUAAAAGAGAUUAUCAUUUAAGUGCCCAAUUUCAUUGGAAAAAUGGUUACGCAAUUCCUAAAGAAAAAUGUGUUGGUAUUGGUAAAUCUACUUUAGAUGUGGAUUCUAUUUUACACGCAAAACCACAACAAUUCAGAAGCUAUGAUUCUACAUUAUUAUACGGCAAAUCGAAAGAACAUUCAAAAUCUGUUUUUCAACCACAUUUUGUUUUGUAUGAUGGUAAAUAUCUGACUUUUGCAGGUUAUACAAUACAAUUUACACCGGAUUCAUCUAUUGACUCUUACAGAGUACGCCAUGUAAAAGUUAUAUAUUUUCUAGUGGAUGACACUAUUUCUGUUGUUGAACCUAUAGUAGAGAAUAUUGGUUAUUCUCAAGGGUGUCUAUUAAAACGUGGUCCAAUACCAAAUUUAAAUAAAAAAGAAAAAAUGUGGCAUUGGUCAGACUUAAACAAUGGGGUUAAGGUGACAUUUUAUGGUGUUAUAUAUAAGUUAUGUAGUUGCAAUAAGUACACAAGAGAAUUUUUAACUAGACAAGGUGUCAUAGUAGCUCCUGAUGAACCUCUACUAGAAGAUCCUUACAUCACUACAAGAUGUGAACAGAUGCAACAAGAAAUUAAAUCAAAAAAUAGCACUAUGUUAACUAAUAUAUCAAAUCUUAAUGAAUCAAUCGUUCCAGAAAAAUUCAAACAAUUCUUGAAAUACGACGGCAAAAUAUUGAGAUUUUAUGCGAUGUGGAAUGAAGAUAAAAUUAAUCCAAGCGAGAGAAAAUUUUUUAUUUUAAUGUAUUACCUAGCAAGUGACUCAGUAAAAAUCUACGAAUUCAAUGAAAAAAACAAAUGUAAUAGAGAUCUGUUUCCAUUGUUUUUGAAUAAAACAAAGUUAAAAAAAAAUUGGAAAGCAACAAUUCCCAACUUAGAAGAUUAUUAUCAGCCGAAAGAUUUUAUUAUUGGAAACUAUAUUUUAGUUAUGGGAAGAAGAUUUUUAUUGUAUGACUGUGACACAUUUACUCGAAAUUAUUAUAAAAACACAUUUGAAAUCAUUCAACCAAAUUCUAUUCAAGUAGAAAAACCUGUAACCCAAUAUUUUAUUACACCAAAAAUGAUCAUUCCACCUUAUACGGGUAUUGGUGACCCUGAUGAUACAAAACAGAACUGUUUAUCACUAAUACCAAAACCUCCAAAAACUAUCAAUUUUUUAACUUAUACAUCCAAUUACAAUAAAAAAUUAAGAUUCAAGCUCAAAUUAUUAUCAGUCUACAAAGAUGAUAAUUAUCGAGAAUUCAUAAUGACAUUUUGUCUUGGGAACAAUAAUAUGACAAUUCAAGAAAUAUCACAGAAAAAUAGUGGUUAUACUAAAGGAAAAUUUAUGUCAGCCACACGUGUUCGAAAGCCUGGUACAACUGUAGAUGAUGAUCAAUACUAUGGUCUAAAAGAUUUUUUUAUAGGAGCUGAAAUAAAUGUAAAAGGAUUUAUAUUUCAAAUAGUAGACGUAGAUUUAUGGACUUGUAAUUUUAUGAUUAAUAAUCAAUCUAUGUUUACUCAAGAAGCCAUAAAUAGUGCUAAACAAUAUGUGGAAAAAGAAGAAAUAUUGUACAAAAAAAAUGAAACUGAAUCUAUUGAAAAUAAUAAAAUUUCUUCAAAAUGUGGAAAAGAAUUUAAAAAUGAAAAUUUAAAUGUAUAACUGAAUAAUAAAAUUAAUUUUAGAAACAGUGACAGGCAGAGCCACAGGGAAGACGGGAAAUUUUCCAGUGGACUGCUAUUUGUGUUUAUACGUAAUAGGUUUAUAUUAAAACUCUCCAUGAGCCUUAAUAUUGAAACUAAGUCAAUCCCAGUCCAACUAUCCAUAGAAAAAAGCCUGAUGUUCCCUGCUAUUGAUAAGUUGACAUUUUUUGGGUCUUUAGUUAACAUAUUUUAAGUCUUAAGCUAGAGUUAUCAGAUUUUUUUUACUUAGUCUAUUGAAUUUUACGGAGAUUUAUUUAAUUUUCUCAACCUAAAAAAUAUUUUUAGAUCAUUACAAUAUUAAUUUUAGUAAUUUUUGUUAAAUUUUAAAGAAUCGAACUUAUUCCCUAACCCUUUUCCUACAUCUAUGACACAUACAUAUAAAUAUAUUUAGUAAUAAGGGGCCAUAUAUUGUAUAGUUUUCCAAGUCAUUUUGACCCCAGUACGCUUUUUAGGAAAUAUAAUGUUUAAAUUACUAUAAUCUUAAGAAAAUAUUUUAAAAAUUAAUUAAUAUUAUACUUUAAAUUUAAUUAAAU
Molecule: messenger RNA, 2450 nt
Organism: Daktulosphaira vitifoliae (grape phylloxera)
Lineage: Eukaryota; Metazoa; Arthropoda; Insecta; Hemiptera; Phylloxeridae
Product: EF-hand domain-containing protein 1-like
Exons: 10
Coding region: 152-1876 (574 amino acids)
Biological process (GO): mitotic spindle organization; cilium-dependent cell motility; mitotic cytokinesis
Cellular component (GO): mitotic spindle; axoneme
Molecular function (GO): alpha-tubulin binding
Source: RefSeq, a predicted model, not a curated record